Molecule: messenger RNA, 858 nt
Organism: Leptosia nina
Lineage: Eukaryota; Metazoa; Arthropoda; Insecta; Lepidoptera; Pieridae
Source: the annotation of a GenBank genome assembly
AUGAAGGUGUUAUUGCUAGUACUCGGAAUAACUACAGCCCUAGCGGCGCCCCCUGCGAAAUAUGAGGAAAUUAUUACCGAUUACCAUGGAGAGAUCGGAAUCCCGUUGGCUGCUCGCAUCAAGGCAUCUGAGGAAGCUAUGGACUUCGACGGGUCCAGAAUCGUCGGUGGCGAUCUCUCGCAGCUGGGACAGUUCCCUUACUUCGGAGGUUUGUUAGUGAAUCUGAUCCAAGGAGGACAAUCAGUUUGCGGCUCUACCCUUCUCUCCAGCAACAGAGCAGUCACGGCCGCGCACUGCUGGAAAACUAGAACAAGCCAGGGUAUAUUGGCCACCGCCGUAUUCGGUUCCACUCGCCUUUUCUCUGGCGGUACCCGAGUCAUCACUAACAAUGUAAAAGUUCACGACAACUACAACGUAGACAGCCGUAACUUCGACAUCGCCAUGCUAAUUCUGCCGACUGUCGCCACAAGUGACUACAUUAAACCCAUUGCCAUCGCGAGUGGGAGCGGUCUCUAUGUAGGCUCAACGGCCGUAGCAACAGGCUUCGGCAGAACUGCUGACUCUCAAUUGGGACAAAUCACGACCGCCCAGCAGCUCAGGCACGUGCAUCUGACUAUCAUUACUAACCGGGAGUGUGCUCAGACUUUCGGCAACGCCUUCAUCAUUGACUCCACUCUCUGUGUGAGCGGAGCCAACAGACGCAGCACUUGCACCGGAGACGGUGGCGGUCCACUCGUCCUCAACAACCAAUUGGUCGGUAUAACCUCAUUCGAGGCCCGCGCUGGAUGCGAACGUGGCCGUCCGGCCGGUUUCCAACGAGUCACCGCCUUCAACAACUGGAUCCGCGCUCGCUUGUAA